CAUUUGAGCGCUCACCUUAGUUACCAGGAAGUGUUUGACAACACCCAGGGAGCUGGUGGGACGGUUUUGUCUAGAAGGGAUACAGUUUAUGUCACAAUGGACUUUUCGCAGCAGGUUAGGAUAAUUAACGUAACAGAUUAUGAGAAUUAGGUUAUGGUUAGGGUUAGCUAAAAUGCAACAUUCUAUUUUUUAAAUCAAUUUGACAACAACUGUAUCCUCUUUAGCCAAUACCUGGUGAGCCUUCACACGUUAUUCUACAGAGAGCCCAAAUCCAGCUACUCCUAUGGUAAAAGCAUGGUGUUGAGAUGAAGAUUACCGGGAAGAUCCUCACUCAUUUUCAGUCGUGCAGCUCACCCGUCGACAAAGAAGGAUACCUGUAUAAAAAGGGUGAGAGAAACACUUCCUAUCAGAAGCGCUGGUUCAUGCUCAAGGCAAACCUGCUCUUCUACAAGGACCGGCCCAACCACCGCGACCUGCUUGGCGUCAUUGUUUUGGAGGGCUGCUCAGUGCAGCUGUGCGAGUCUGAGGAGCAGUUUGCCUUUUCGCUGGUGUGGAGCGGUGAACCGGGCCUGCGCACCUACAAGCUAGCCGCAGAGGACCAGCCCAGCCAGGAGAGCUGGAUCAGGGCCCUGCUGUCGGCCAACCACGGCUACCUGGCCGCGCUGGUCAUGGAUUUGGAGAAACAGUACAAAGAAGCCAUGAAAGCAUUUCCUGGUGACCCAUCCCAGCAGUCAACACUGGCUGGCCCAAACACAGAGAGGCCAACUCAGUCGCUGAUUUGGCUGAACUCUGGGACCGCGACCCUUUCACAGUACCGAGGGCCAAGUGUGGGAGCCGGGCAAAGCUUUAGCACAAAUGAAAUGCUACAAGUUCCUCCCAUUUCCUCUAAACCAACCAAUAAGAGGUCUCCAAAACUCUGGCCCAAGAGAAAUGCAAAUGUUGUACCUAUUAAUGUCCCAUCCCCGCCCCAAGGGGAGUGGUCAGUGACUGGGUCAGGACCCAAGGUGGAAUUUAGCGAACUACACGAGGACUUUGGCAAGGAGGUGAAGGAGCUGAUUGCUGAUUGGUUGAGACGGGGACAGAAAGAUGUAAUUCAGGAAGAAGACUUAAUUGAUUUUGGUUGAUUCAGCAUGGUAUGUCACUAUAAGCAUGUAAACAGUUCAUACCAAAGGAGUCUGUACCAAUUGCAAUAAUGGAUGCCAACAUGAAUUAAUAUUUGUGAAUGUAAGAAAAUAUAUAAUGAUUAUUUUAAAAUAAAUGUUUUCAUUUGAAUUAA
Messenger RNA from Oncorhynchus masou masou (cherry salmon), 1276 nucleotides. Its product is annotated as sesquipedalian-1-like. Bases 306 to 1124 code for a protein of 272 amino acids. Gene Ontology annotation, biological process: endosome organization; retrograde transport, endosome to Golgi; receptor recycling. The record is from RefSeq and is a predicted model, not a curated record. The transcript has 4 exons. Gene Ontology annotation, cellular component: recycling endosome; early endosome; trans-Golgi network. NCBI's taxonomy places the organism in Eukaryota, Metazoa, Chordata, Actinopteri, Salmoniformes, Salmonidae.